Messenger RNA from Chiroxiphia lanceolata (lance-tailed manakin), 811 nucleotides. It is a transcript of the gene ZNF475, whose product is annotated as zinc finger protein 474. Lineage: Eukaryota; Metazoa; Chordata; Aves; Passeriformes; Pipridae. The record is from RefSeq and is a predicted model, not a curated record. The coding region runs from base 263 to 622 and encodes 119 amino acids. The transcript has 7 exons.
ACGGCGCAGCCGGCAUAUAUUUGCAUAUGUUUGCGCGUUGCCGUGGGAACGGCGCGGGCGCGGUUCCGGGUGCGGGGGCAAACUGAGCCAAAGCACAACAUCAGAGAAGCCCGGGUGUUGGGGACAUGAGGGAAUUUUGACCCGCCCUUUGGAGCGAAGGACCAGGUGUUGCAGAGGAGGUAGCAGCGCUCAUAAAUCUGGUAAAGGACCAAGAUCUGGAGCUGGUUCAGAAAGAUAUGAUCAAUCUGAGAACCACCAAGGAAUGAGUGGGGCUGCAUCAGCUGCGCAGGCAAAAGUGAUAAAACGACCACCAACAGUGAUUUGUUACAUAUGUGGUCGUGAGUAUGGAACAAAAUCUAUUAGUAUUCAUGAACCACAAUGCCUGAAAAAAUGGCACCAGGAGAAUGACAACCUACCCAAGCACUUGAGAAGGCCAGAACCUAAAAAGCCUGAAGUCAGAAUUGUGCAAGCCAAAGGUUUCUAUGAUCUUGAUUCUUUAAAUGAGGCAGCCUGGAGCAGCGCCCAGACCCAGCUAGUUCCAUGUGAUAUUUGUGGGCGUACUUUUCUUCCAGACAGACUGAUCGUCCACCAGAGGUCCUGUAAACCAAAACCUGCAAAGUGAAGUGGAUGUAACAUACAUACAUACAAAUGCACGCCUGCUAACACACAAACACGCAUGUUUAUCCUAAGCUCAGUAAAAUGUGUGUGUGUAUGUGUGUGUGUGUGUGCAUGAAGGCACACACAUGCACCCUUACCUUUCAGACAAACCACCAGAGAAAUAAAAUUCAGCUGAGAGGCACAGCCAUCAAAA